Messenger RNA from Fusarium pseudograminearum CS3096, 1569 nucleotides. RefSeq lists its product as uncharacterized. NCBI's taxonomy places the organism in Eukaryota, Fungi, Ascomycota, Sordariomycetes, Hypocreales, Nectriaceae. The transcript has a single exon. Bases 1 to 1569 code for a protein of 522 amino acids. The record is from RefSeq and is a predicted model, not a curated record.
AUGAGUGGGCAAAUGAAAUCUAAAAGUGGACGUGAUGCAGCACGAGCCGCCCAGAAUCCGGUUGCGAAACGAGCCGCUGAACAGUGGAUUGAACGCGGGAGACUUGAAGAUCAAGACAUCGACAAUGUGGUCGGGUAUCUACGGAAGCCUCCGGGGCAGGACUGGACAGCCGAAGAUGAGGCCGAGAUCCAAAGACAAUGGGAUGUCUCUGAAAUGAAGCAGGUUAAGGAUGAUGCCAAAUGGGGGAAUUACGCCCAGUUUGCCAAUCUCCUCAGAAUCUCGCUUCGUGUGCUUGGAGUCGCUCUACCACUCGUCAUUUCUCCCCUGUGUGCUAUGCGUUUCUUGCCAGAAGCAAGUGCGCGCGGUUGGGCAAGCAAGUAUAUCUACGCGAGGCCUUUCUGUGACGCACUCUCUUCCAUUAUCGUUCAUCCCUUUGUGGGAACAGGGGUGCAAAGGCUUGUUGCGGUCUUGAGUUACGCAAUUGUUUGUCGAACAGAUAAUCGCGAGGUCGGCCUUUUCGCAGAUCAGGGUCUUAACGAUUGUCCCGCCUUCAUGAGAGCCAUACGCUGGCUCGAGUCCUCUCGCGAGCAAGGGCCCGAUCAAUCCAGGCACCUCACUCUUGGACAAUCACUGGACCGAUCAGCCGAGAAGAGAGAGAGCGUGUCAGCAGUCACGAAGCUUUUCCAUCAUAUCGGAAGUAUAGCCUCGAGCAAAGAGUACAACAUUGCGACCCCCAGCCAAGGCUUUGAUGUUGAGCACGGCCUGCCUGUUGUCUUCCUUACUUCUGAGGACGUGAACAAUGUACGAGAAGCUAUCGACACUUUCGAUUGGCCAGAAACCUUGCGCGACAAAUACGCCUGCACCACGGCCGAAGCCUUACAAAGUUACAGGUUGACACACAAAGUCCACGAUAAGCCUGGCGCAUCAGAGCUGGGACAGUACUUCGAGCGAUGUCAUAAGGAAGUCAUGCGUGGCUGCCUGCUGGAAGCCAGGCGACGAACCGAGCCCGCGCCCAGUCCCCAAGAUGACGAGCAUGAGGAGUACCACCGUGGUGAGAACAACGAUGGUGAUAUACAGAGUGAUGAUGGUCAUCGCGAUGAUGAGAGCAACAAUGGUGCAUUUCAACAGGAUGCGACCCCUCCAGGAGCCCAAAAUGCCACGGAGGAAAGUCGACAUCAAGUCGAACAUCUGGCCGCUGAUCUUCCACAGUCAGAGGGCAAUGUUUUACAAACUCCUUCGUCAUCAUCAAGGCCAGCUACCAUGCCAGACGGAUAUCCAAUCGCUGCAGAGUUGCACAGUCUUGUACAAAAGGUACUUGAGAUGGAGACUAUGCAACAAGAGCAGGAAGCCAAGCUGCAAGAGCAGGACCUCAUGUUGCGAGACUACGCUGCAGAAGUGGAGCAGCUGCGAAGGGAUAAACAGCAACUGUCCGAAAGCCUGGAUACUCUACUGGCAAGGACUGGCGAUGCACGCGCUGAGCCCCCGUCAAUUAGCCAUGAUGAUCAUGGCAAUGAUAAGUCUGGCGAUCCUAUGGACCUUGGUUCUCAACACGGUAUGGCUUUGGAAUGA